AUGGCGUGUACCGUCACCCUCCUGGUGUAUGUGCUCCUCCAGUUCAUCGCGUUCCUCUGUGUGCUCGUGGGCACGCCCCUCGACAUGUUUCACCUGAGUAGUGGGGGGAGCAGAUUUGGCAACACGCCCUGCAUUACGUUGUGGGGGUUAAAUGAGCAGUGCUACACCAGCAGGAACAAUAUAAGUUUGGAGGAGCUCUGGAUAGCAUGCCCUGACCGGCGCGACCGUUUCCGCAGAGCUCAGGUGUUUGCUAUCAUCUCCAUCUGCGUGUACGGCCUGGCUGCCCUCCUCGGCUUCAUUGCGCUGUGCUGCUGCUCGUGCCUCCGCUGGGUCUGCCUGGCGCUCAACAUCGCCGGCGUAGCCACGCUGUGCGUUGUGUGGGCCUCCAUGGUGAGGACCUACGAAAAGGCUGAUGGCAGUUGUAUAAUGCAGAAGCUCGUCUCCUUCUUGGGAGUCGGCUUCAUGCUAUUGGUGAUCGCAUGGUGCCUGGACAUCAUCAACAUCCUCUUAUUGCUGCUCUCCUGCCCGGCCAGGUACCCGAGUAAGGGCCUGGAUUCGAAUGAAUAG
Molecule: messenger RNA, 567 nt
Organism: Leishmania braziliensis MHOM/BR/75/M2904
Lineage: Eukaryota; Euglenozoa; Kinetoplastea; Trypanosomatida; Trypanosomatidae
Product: amastin-like protein
Exons: 1
Coding region: 1-567 (188 amino acids)
Source: RefSeq, a predicted model, not a curated record